AUGAAUAAGCUGAAAUCACAAAUAUCGCAAAAAUCACAAAAUGGAUCAGAUGAUGAUUUGAAGGGUGUAAUGGCUGAAUUUGAAGAGCAACAAUCCGAAAAAGAGCCAAGUCCGGGAAGAUUUCGAUGGUAUAUUUGUUGGAUUGUUACUGGAUUAUUGACUGUGGUUCAGGCAAAUGUGCAUGUUUAUAAUUUUACGGUUUUGUGUAUGCAGGAGGAGAAUCAGAGGUUGAGGAAUGGUGAGUGAUUUAUAACUUUUGGAAUUUUUUGGAUAAUUUCUUUUGUUGAUGUUCUGAAACUAUCUUUUUCUGACAAAAAUAUUUAACUCUGGGAAUUAAUUCAAAACAUUUUGAUCUACGAAAUUUUUAUUUAUUUUUUGGAAACCUACAAAAAUAUCAUAUUUCAGAAAUAGAGACUUUUUCAAAACAAACGCUCUAUUUUGAAUUUAGGAGGAAAACUUUUUUGAUUUCAAUAAUUUUCAAUUGGGGGGUUCCACCAAAACCACCAAAACCUCGUAAUUUUUCAGAAAGCAUGUUGCUCAACCGUGUUCACGUCGAAUUUUUCAACUACAACAAACUUGAGCAAGAUCUGCUCUUCUCCGCCGCAUACAUCGCUCCACUUCCAGCUAUAAUUAUCCUAUAUAUGAUCUCAAAUAAAUCAGGUGUCAAAUUGACAAUGACAAUUUGCACAUUGAUCUCAUUAUUCUCAAUUCUUCUAACUCCACUUGCAACUUAUCAAGGUUUCUGGUUCCUUUAUGCAGUUCGAUUCUGGCAAGGUUUAUCCACCGCAGUUUUCUCGGUUGUUAUUUCAGUCGUAACUUCACAUUGGUCAACAUUAGCUGAAAAUGGUGUUUACGUAUCAAUUCUGGCUGCACAUUAUCAACUUGCACCAUUAUUAACUAUGCCACUUUCUGCUACAAUGUGUCAAAUUGGCGGGUGGACUUCGGUAUUUUAUACACAAGGAGCUUUGACAGCAAUCUUCUUGGUAUUAUUUUUUGUAUUUUAUUCUGACAAGCCUGCGGCUAACAGAUUUGUUAGCAAAGCUGAGCUGAAAAUCAUCGACGAAGGAAAAUCAAUCGAAGAAAGACAUGUUGAAAAAUCUCGAACUCCAUUCUUCGCAAUUCACACUGAUAUUGCAGUCUGGGCUAUUUGGCUUGCCUCAAUUGGAGGAACAAUCGGAUUUUCGAUCUUCCUCCAAUACGGACCAACAUACCUCAACAAGGUUCUUCAUUAUAAUUUGAGCACAACUGGUUGGACAGCUGCGAUUCCAUAUAUUUUCUCAUGUUUUGUUCGAAUCGCCGCUCAACCACUCUCCGCAAAUUGUCAUUUCUUGGGUGAACGUCUCGCAGCAAUUAUCACUACCACAAUCUCCCAGGGUACAAUGGCUGUAUGUUUCUUGAUUCUCAUGUUCAUCCCACAAGAUUGGAGUUCGGUGGGGCAACUUUGCUACUCGUUUGUUAUUGUUGCCAAUGGUUUGAAUGGAGUUGGAAUAACUCGAAGUGCUCAACUUGUUUGUAAACAACAUUUAUCGUUUGUCUAUACUGCACGAUCUUUUUAUAAUGCGACGGUUGGAUUGGCUUUGCCGAUUAUGGUGAAUUUGGUGGCACCAAAUGACACACAUAAAGAAUGGACUACCCUGUUUUUGUGAGUUGGGAAGAAAAUCUUUGUGAUCAGAUUUUUGAGUUUAGUUCUACAAAACCCGUUAUCACAGAUGAUCUUUGACUACCUAGGCCAAGAUCUUUACCAAACUUGUUAUCAAAAAUAAAAAAUGAUGAAUUAUUUGUUUUUUGUUUCAGAAUUAUCUUCAUAAUCGUCUUCGUCUCCAAUAUUUUCUUCAUUAUUUUUGCCAAAGCGGAAGCCGCACCUUGGACUGUUGGAACUGUUGAAAUCGAUGAUAGAUCAUCUCAACAUUCGAAUGAAGAAGAGCAAAACUCGAAAAUUGAGCGAUUCUAG
Messenger RNA from Caenorhabditis angaria, 1951 nucleotides. NCBI's taxonomy places the organism in Eukaryota, Metazoa, Nematoda, Chromadorea, Rhabditida, Rhabditidae. The record is from the annotation of a GenBank genome assembly.